CUUCAACACCACCAAACCCAUCGCAACACCUGCACAUCACUUCACACAUAUAUCAGGUCUCAAUUCUCCCCGUCGAACAGUAAUGAUAAUGUAAACUACGCCUCCCGAAAACUCAAUCGCACAUCCCGACACCAUGUCAUCCACCGAGCCCUGGAGCCAACUCCUCACGCGCAGCCUCGCGACGCGCCUCGACCCGGAAACCUUCACAUCUUACGCUGAGCUACUCGCCGCCAAACACCCCGCCCCCAGUUCCUACCUCGCCGAUCUCUUUCUGCGGCCCACGAGCACCAACCAUGGCUCGCUAGACCCGCGGGUCCCACGGUAUCUGCAGGCGCUGCUGGACCUGGGGCUCGUGAACCUCGUGGGAAUCCUAGGGGCACUGAGGAGAUACUCGACAUUUGGGGUUGUGGCUGGGGAGGGGGAAGAAGGGGCCCAGGCUAUGGGCGCGGAGCGGGAGGCCAAACAGGCAGGACAAGUCGGGGGAGAAGGGAGGAGGAGGAGAUGGACGAAUUCAUACGCCGUGGAUGAGAUGCUGUUCUAUCGGCUUGCGGGGGCGGUCAGCGCGGGGAAGACACCACGCGGGGCUCAGGAGGCGGCGGAACUGGUGCGGGCGUGCGUUGCGUGGAUGCAGAUGGUGACGCGGGCGGGCCACGGGGCGAACGAGAUGCUGGGCCUGGGAGGACAUCCGCUCGCGGAAGAGAUGAAUAACGCGGGGGUAGCGCUGGGGGUGCUGGUGGUCGCCGUGGUGGAUAAUGGGCGCGUGGUGCAGAUGCUGGGGACGAAAGGAGCGCGGGAGGUCAGGACGCAGCUGGCGAAGGCGCUGGCGGGGCUGGUGCCGUUGUUGGUGCAGAGCAGUGCGCAGACGGCGGGGCGGCUCGAGCUGUUCCGGACGCAGACGCUGGCGGCGAUGGAGCCGGUAGGGAAGAAGAAUGAGGCGGGGAAGGAGAUUGAUGAUAUCUUGGAGGAGGGCAUGGGGUUGGGCGUCGAUAGUAUGGUGGUUCCGGAUCUACCAACUAUGAAUUCGAGGGCGGGGUUGUAUAUAUAUUUGAAUGCUUUGCUUGUGGGAAGGCCGCUCAUUGAUGAUAAUGCCUUGUUUGCAUAUCUACAUAAUCGAUAUCAGGGCGACGUGCAAUCUACAAGCAUCGAUCUUAUUCUUGCAUCCUUCGACAUCUUGGCCAAUGCCAAACUUCACAAUGAACGCGCGCAGACGACGACCAUCCUACGCUCAUUUCUUAUUAAUAAAGUCCCUCUGCUCCUCACCACCCUCUCGGCAUCGUUCUUCCCACCCCUCACUGCCGAGUACUGCAUCACGGAAGCCCUGAAUCACGUAGAUACUAACGUCUUCCCAACGCUCUCGACACUCUUUGAUGAGUCGAGUAGUAAUGAUAUGUUUUCGGAUUCUGUGCGUCAGGACUUCUGCUUUGCAUGUUGUUUGCAUGGCUUGCUCGAGGAAUCGAGUAUUGAGACUCUGCUUGGUGACAUCCCGAUGCAGAGCUUACCGGCGGGUGGAAGAUAUGUGAAGGAGGAGCUCGUGCAGCAGUGCUUGUCCGACCCGGAAAAGGUCGAGGGUAUGAUUGAUGAGUUGGAGCACAUGGAUGGGAAUGUUGGGGCGGUCAGCCAGGCAAUUACAGAAAUUAUUGGAAGGCUGUGUAGCAAUAAGGAGACGAUGACUCUGAAGACUAUUUGCAGUUUACUAGCUCGGAAGUCGUCAACUUUGGAUAUCAUGCUGCUGUUCGAUAAGCCCAUCACGAUCCUGCAACCUAUUUGCGACCUGCUAGAUAAUUGGCACUACGACGAAGACCAAGUCGAGUACCAACCAGUCUAUGAAGAAUUUGGCGCCAUCCUCCUUCUCGUUCUCUCCUUUGUACACCGGUACAACCUAUCAACUGCCGACCUCGGGAUCCGCUCCUCUUCCUCUUUCGUCGCCAAGCUCCUGAACCAAGGCCAAUUAUCCCGUGCUAUGGAGAACCUGACAGAACAGGAGCAGAACCAUCUGGACGGCUGGAUCCGCGGCCUCUUUGACCAUGAGAGCGGCGGGCUUGGUGAUGAACUCAUGUCCUCGUGCCCGCCCCAAGAUUUCCACCUCCUCGUUCCUACCUUAUUCCACCACAUUGCACUGGCAUGUUCGACAAAUUACCUCUCGGACGAGACACUCAAAGGCGGCUUAGAACUAUUCGUCGAGCCUUUCCUCCUCCCCUCCCUCAUUCCCGCCAUCACCUGGCUCGCCUCCCACCUCUGGGAGUCCCGCGGCGAUGCCAACGCCGUACUCCAGAUCCUCUCCGCCCUCGUCACCAACUCCGCCUCCAUCUCCAACAACAUCGAAGCGUCGCAGAUGCUCAACUCGGUCAUCAACAUCAUCGCCAAGAACCUCGAGCACAGCCUCCGCUGGCUCCAGCGCGCGGAACCGCAACGCCAGGACAUCGAGCCCCUCUCCAAAGCGCUCCGCGGCAAUCUCGGCUGGGAGCGGCGCGGCGCCAGCGACCACACGGAACUGGAAUCCUGGACCAGCACGCCCGGCGGCGGCCUCACCGUCGCCAUCAAAAACACGAUCAGCGGCCUCGUGCACUGGGGCCUGAACCCCGGCAUGAACAUCAACCCGGCAAACUACACGCACCGGCAGAUCCUGGUGGGUCUGAAGCUGCUCGGCGCGCGGCGCCUCCUGCACACCAUCAUCGACGAGGUGAAGGCGCAAACAGAGGCGGGCAACGGGCCCGCGGUCCUCGACGUCGCGACGGCCAUCAUCUGCGCUCCGGACGCGGCGACCUGGGAGUCGUCGGCGGCGGCGGGGCUCGAACAGCUGCUCGGGUCCGGGACGGCGGCGGUGCGGCCGCAGCGCAGGAUGAGCCUGCGCGAGGCGCUGAAGAUGGAGGCGGAGCAGGCGCCGCGGACGUAUAAGCAGGACGUGUUCCAGGCGGAGACGGUGGUGCGGCUGUAUCGAAGGGUGGAGGCGCAGGCGGUGGUGCCGGUUGGAGGGGCGAGCAUGCAGGAUGCGAUGGAGGUGGAGAGGGAGUUGAUGAGUGGGUACAUGGGAGGUGGGGGGAUGGGGGGAGGAAUGGGGGGAGGGAUGGAUGGAGGAAUGGGAGGCGGGAUGGGAGGCGGGAUGGGGACGGAAGAUCUGUUUGAGGGGAUGGGAGGGGGUGAGGGGUUAGAUGGGGCAAUGGGGUUCUAGAUGGAGAUUUAGAAGAUUCGUUGUAUAGUAAUCAGCGAAGGAAGGAGAGGGGGGAAAAGGGAGGUAUUGAUCGGAUGGAAGCAAAAGAAAGGAAAGAAAGAGAGAGAAGAAAAAAAAGGAGGAAUACCGAAUGUAAACUAGGAUUUAGUCCUGAGAUGGCGGGACCCAGGGAUAUAGGUACAUGUGUGCUAGUAGCGGAGUGUGUGCUGUUCCUAUUAUUUAUCAUUUCCGGGCUUGUAUUUGUUUGUAUAGUGGGUGGAUGGGAUAGAUAGAUAGAUAUAUGGUUGCUUGGUGUUAGGAAGGAGGGCGUGGGUAGGAAGUAAGGUUGAAUCAAGAUAUCACAGAAGCACACACACACAGGCGUGCAAUAAAAGCAUAUCUAAGCAAGCAAGCAGAC
Messenger RNA from Amorphotheca resinae ATCC 22711, 3566 nucleotides. RefSeq lists its product as hypothetical. The coding region runs from base 134 to 3169 and encodes 1011 amino acids. Gene Ontology annotation, biological process: regulation of transcription by RNA polymerase II. NCBI's taxonomy places the organism in Eukaryota, Fungi, Ascomycota, Leotiomycetes, Helotiales, Amorphothecaceae. The transcript has 4 exons. Gene Ontology annotation, molecular function: transcription coregulator activity. Gene Ontology annotation, cellular component: mediator complex. The record is from RefSeq and is a predicted model, not a curated record.